AUGUUUCCCUCCAACACAAACAAUAUUGCUUCUGGUCAAUCCGACCGCAUGGUACCCCCUAGGAACGAUGAACAAAAGGGCGACUAUGUUCUGACCGAUCUCGAGCAAGACAUGGAUAUUGACGACUUAUUUGGAGAGGAGCAGGUCAUCCCCAGCGUUCCUCUCAGCGAUGAAGGACUGCUCCUGCAACUCCUCGCUGAACACAAGGUUCUGGUGCUAAGAAAGAGAGCCAUUGCCAGCUACACCUUAUCCAUUCCAGACUACGAAUCAGACUUGACGACGAACCUCCUCUGCAGUAUACCAUGCUCCAUCAUCAUACAAUCUUCCUCAUAUCUCUCCUGCACCUGGCAUGAACAACAUGCAGUCGGUCUGGUCGAGAGAAGGCGUCAAGUCCAAAUUUCUAUUCGAACCAAAGCCAAACGCUCCGCCGACCCUUUGGCCCCCAGCAAUAACAAGCAAGUCCUGGAAAAAACUCAGACUGAACUUGACGCCGUCUCGUAUAAGAUUUCAUUACUGCAAGAUACCGAGAAGGAAGUGUUGGCACUCGAUGCAACUCCGAAAAAGAACGGAGGCCUUCCAGCAAUUCGCUAUAAGAGUCUCCAAAGAGACUUCGUUAAGAUUCUUAGCGAUCUUAGCGGUCCCACUUCUGCUCUCCGAGCACAAAAGGAGCAAAAGUCUCCACAGGACUCUACCGCUGUAGGGCCUCUUAGAAACAAGAAUAAUCACAAUAACCGAUUUUCUGCUUAUAAAAAAUCAUCGAUCAAAGAAUCGACGCGGCCUGCUCCUGGCUCUUACCAGUGCAGUCGCUGUGGGGUGAACAACACCCAUAAUACGAACGAUCGUAAAUAUUGCAAUCAUUGUAAAAAACCGGGUCAUACAUUUAAUGAGUGCCGCAACCGGCAGAGGUUGAAUGGCAACGGAAAAAAUGAUAAUGAAAAGCUCGCUCAUCAUAAGAACGCAAACUUCUCUGCUGAAGGUGCGUACAUUAAACAAUCUGCAAAAAUGAUGUCUGACAAAAACACAGCAUCCUCUAACAUAUGCAUCUCUUCUGCUAUCACACAGGCAAAAAUAAGCCUUUCAGAAAAUAAGCAAACGGAGACAUAUACGGACGAUCCUACAGACAAAACGAUAAAGGGCACCGUGGCGCAUAAAGCCUCACACAAGCGAACAGCUGGUGAAUAUGAGGACAAGCCAUCUACCAUGCUAGAAACUGCACGAAAAAAGAUCAAUGACAUUGAUAAUAAAAAAGAAAUUUUCGAUAAACAAGCUUUUAUUUCUUCUCGAAACCCUUAUCAUAAAGCAAUGCAAAAUCCUGAAGGAAAUUAUGAAACAAUAGACUGGGAAUCAAUGAUAAAAAAUGAUCUGGCGCUUCACUCGCAAGCAGUUAAGCAUCCUUGCCCCGAAAUCAUCAAAACCUCGUCAUUGUCGAAAAAAGAUGAUAAUCCCCACAAAGCUCCAUCAGCCUCUACACUGCAGCAAGCGGAUAAGAGGAUUGUUGUGCAUGUCGUUGUCAACAGCGAGCGGAUGGAAGCUCUUCUUGACAUGGGCGCGACUGAUUCAUCUAUCAGAAAAGAUAUCGUCGCCAAUCUUGGCAUCCAUACCACUCCUAUCGAUGGCAUGGUACAAGGAUUGUCUCAGCUCCUUUAG
This is a messenger RNA of Lobosporangium transversale, 1647 nucleotides long. RefSeq lists its product as hypothetical. The transcript has 3 exons. NCBI's taxonomy places the organism in Eukaryota, Fungi, Mortierellomycota, Mortierellomycetes, Mortierellales, Mortierellaceae. The record is from RefSeq and is a predicted model, not a curated record. The coding region runs from base 1 to 1647 and encodes 548 amino acids.